Messenger RNA from Penicillium subrubescens, 906 nucleotides. RefSeq lists its product as uncharacterized. Gene Ontology annotation, cellular component: cytoplasm. NCBI's taxonomy places the organism in Eukaryota, Fungi, Ascomycota, Eurotiomycetes, Eurotiales, Aspergillaceae. The transcript has 2 exons. The record is from RefSeq and is a predicted model, not a curated record. Bases 1 to 906 code for a protein of 301 amino acids.
AUGCCUCCUCACCCUGAUUCGAAGGUCCACCCAGAGGCCACCGGCCUCGCCAAAGUGCUAGUUGAGAAGCAUCGCGCAGAACAGCCACUGAAGUUGUACGCGGGAUGGUUCUAUUUGGUAUGCUUGUUGAAUACUGCAACAUUAUUGAUUCUAACAUUGCAACUGAUCACCAUUCCAGUGCAACGCGCCUGGCUAGCUCUCGAGGAGAAGCAGAUUCCCUACCAAUACAUCGAAGUCAAUCCAUACAACAAACCAGAAUCCCUUCUUUCUCUCAACCCCCGCGGCCUCGUUCCAACACUCUCGUGUCCGACCGGCCCACAACCUCGACCACUCUACGAGUCAACAGUGAUCCUCGAGUACCUGGAAGAAGCAUAUCCGAACCACAAACCGCACUUCCUCCCACAGGACCCCUACGAGCGCGCUCGUGCCCGAAUCUGGAUUGACUACGUCACCUCGCGCAUCAUCCCGUCCUUCCACCGAUUCCUGCAAUACCAGCCCGCCAAAGCUCAAAAUGCAGCGGGCGAUGCAGGAUUAUACGAAGCACGACAAGAAUUCCUAGGCCACCUAAAAGCCUGGACAAAGGAGAUGCAUCCUGAGGGACCGUUCUUCCUCGGUUCCGAGGUUAGCUUGCCCGACCUUGUACUUGCGCCAUGGGCGGUGCGCUUGUGGGUAUUUGACGAAUUCAAGAGUGGUGGAUUGGGGAUUCCGGUUGAGGGACAGGGUGGAUCGGAUGAAGCAGUGUGGUCUAGAUGGAGAAAGUGGCUGUCUGCUAUUGAGGAGCGGAAGAGUAUUCAAGAGACGACGAGCGAAAUGGAGUAUUAUCUCCCGAUCUAUAAGCGCUAUGCGGAUAAUACAGCGCAGAGUGAAUUGGCCAAGGCUACUAGGGCCGGUCGUGGUGUUCCGUAG